Messenger RNA from Caenorhabditis sp. 36 PRJEB53466, 6705 nucleotides. Lineage: Eukaryota; Metazoa; Nematoda; Chromadorea; Rhabditida; Rhabditidae. The record is from the annotation of a GenBank genome assembly.
AUGGAUUACGAAAACGACCCAGGAUGGAAGUACCUUCGCCGCUCCCGCGAGCAGAUGCUCGAGGUACUUUUUAUAAUUUUCUUCCCUCUUUAUCAUUAUUUUCUCUAUUCUAGGACCAAUCCCGUCCAUACGAUUCCAAGAAGAACGUUUGGAUUCCGGAUGCGGAAGAUGGAUACAUCGAGGGUGUCAUCACCAAAACCGCUGGAGAUAAUGUGACUGUUGCCGUUGGCCCAGGAAAUGAGGUAAUUUACUUGUCCCUCUUCUCCUCUAUUUCACUUAUGUUGUUUAUUGUAGAAGACUGUUAAAAAGGAUGUCAUCCAAGAGAUGAACCCACCAAAAUUCGAGAAAACCGAAGACAUGUCUAACUUGACUUUCCUCAACGACGCCUCCGUUUUGUACAACUUGAGAGCUCGUUAUGCUGCAAUGCUCAUCUACGUAAGAUUUCAUAUCAACCAUUCUUGUUUCUCACUUUCAUCUUCCUUCUAGACUUAUUCGGGUCUUUUCUGUGUCGUGAUCAAUCCUUACAAGCGCCUUCCGAUCUACACUGACUCGGUCGCCCGCAUGUUUAUGGGCAAGCGCCGUACCGAAAUGCCACCACAUCUGUUUGCCGUCUCUGACGAGGCCUACAGAAACAUGCUUCAAAACCAUGAGAACCAGUCUAUGCUCAUUACCGGAGAAUCCGGAGCCGGAAAGACCGAGAACACCAAGAAGGUUAUCUCGUACUUUGCCGCCGUCGGAGCUGCCCAGCAGGAAACGUUCGGAAAGAAGAACGAGGAGGCCUCUGACAAGAAGAAGGUCACCCUCGAGGACCAGAUCGUUCAGACCAACCCCGUGCUCGAGGCUUUCGGUAACGCCAAGACCGUCCGUAACAACAACUCCUCCCGUUUCGGAAAGUUCAUCCGUAUUCACUUCUCCAAGCAGGGACGUGUCGCUUCUUGCGAUAUUGAGCAUUGUAAGAUCCCCCUGUCACCUGAAUUGCAUCCUAAUUUUUUUCAUUCCAGAUCUUCUUGAGAAGUCUCGUGUGAUCCGUCAGGCUCCAGGAGAGCGUUGCUACCACAUCUUCUACCAGGUCUUCUCCGACUUCUUGCCAAACCUUAGGAAGGACCUCCUUCUCCACAAACCAGUCAAGGAUUACUGGUUCAUUGCUCAAGCUGAGUUGGUCAUCGACGGAAUCAAUGACAAGGUAUCCUAUUUCGUUUGCCCAGUCUGUGUCUAUUCUUGUAAUCUUGAAGGAAGAGCAUCAGUUGACCGAUGAGGCCUUUGACAUCCUCAAGUUCACGGCAGUUGAGAAAAUGGAGUGCUACAAACUUGUUGCCGCCAUGAUGCACAUGGGUAACAUGAAGUUCAAGCAACGCCCACGUGAAGAGCAGGCCGAGCCAGAUGGCACCGAUGGUAAGCGCUAAGAGCAGAUUCUUGGAUUCUUAGAAACUUUUUCUCUGUUUGCUCAAGAUCUCAUGAGAGCGUAGGAUGUGCGUAGAGUGGAUUUAGCGGCGCGGUUUAAAGUUUACCUACUCUUCCAUCGGCUCUUCACUUUUUUGCCUAUGACACUGAUUUUGAGAGAUUGAAAAAAAAGGAAUUUAUCCACAAAUACCGAGAGCCAAUAAUGUUAUUUCAGAUGCCGAGAGAGCCGCCAAGUGCUUCGGAAUUGACCCCGAAGAGUUCUUGAAGGCUUUGACUCGCCCACGUGUCAAGGUCGGAAAUGAAUGGGUCAACAAGGGACAGAACAUGGAGCAGGUCAACUGGGCCGUAGGAGCCAUGGCCAAGGGUCUCUACUCGAGAAUCUUCAACUGGCUCGUCAAGAAGUGCAACCAGACUCUUGACCAGAAGGGAAUCUCCCGUGAUCACUUCAUCGGUGUGCUCGAUAUCGCCGGAUUCGAAAUCUUCGAUUUCAACUCGUUCGAGCAGCUCUGGAUUAACUUCGUCAAUGAGAAACUCCAGCAGUUCUUCAACCAUCACAUGUUCGUCCUGGAGCAGGAAGAGUACGCUCGUGAGGGUAUCCAAUGGGUCUUCAUCGAUUUCGGACUUGACUUGCAAGCCUGUAUCGAGCUCAUUGAGAAGCCACUUGGUAUCAUUGCCAUGCUUGAUGAGGAGUGCAUCGUGCCAAAGGCCACUGACUUGACCCUGUCCCAGAAGCUCAUCGACCAGCACUUGGGCAAGCACCCGAACUUCGAGAAGCCAAAGCCGCCAAAGGGAAAACAGGCCGAGGCUCACUUCGCCAUGCGUCACUACGCCGGAACUGUCCGUUACAACGUGAUGAACUGGCUCGAGAAGAACAAGGACCCCCUCAACGACACUGUUGUCACUGUCAUGAAGGCCUCGAAGAUCAACGCUCUCAUCGUGGAGGUCUGGCAAGAUUACACCACUCAAGAGGAGGCCGCCGUCGCCACCAAGACCACUGGUGGUGGAAAGAAGAAGGGAAAGUCGGGAUCGUUCAUGACUGUUUCUAUGCUCUACAGAGAGUCCCUCAACAACCUGAUGACUAUGCUCAAUUCCACCCACCCUCACUUCAUCCGUUGUAUCAUUCCCAACGAGAAGAAGGCUUCCGGAGUCAUCGACGCCGCGCUUGUCCUCAACCAGCUCACCUGCAAUGGAGUGUUGGAAGGAAUCAGAAUUUGCCGCAAGGGAUUCCCGAACAGAACUCAGCAUCCAGACUUUGUCCAGCGUUACGCCAUCCUCGCUGCCGAUGAGUCUCUUAUUGGAAAGACCGAUGCCAAGAAGGGAUCCGCUGCUAUGCUCGCCCGCUUGGUCAAAGAGAAGAAGCUUGAAGAGGACCACUUCCGUGUUGGUCUCACCAAGGUCUUCUUCAAGGCCGGAAUCGUCGCUCACUUGGAAGACUUGCGUGAUUCCAAGCUGGCUCUGCUCAUUACUGGACUCCAGGCUCAGAUCAGAUGGUACUACCAAGUGGUUAGUUGCUAAACAAAUUGAACAUUUAUCAUUGCUAAUGUGUUAAUUUCAGAUCGAGCGCAAGCGCCGUGUGGAGAAGAUCAACGCACUCAAGAUCAUCCAAAGAAACAUCCGCAGCUGGGCUGAACUCCGCACCUGGGUGUGGUUCAAGCUUUACGGAAAGGUCAAGCCACUUGUCAACUCUGGAAAGAUUGAGGCUCAAUACGAGAAGCUUCAAGAGACCGUCGCCACCCUCAAGGACACGGUGAUACAGGAGGAGGAGAAGAAACGCCAACUCCAAGAGGGCGCUGAACGUCUCAACAAGGAGACGGCUGACCUCUUGGCGCAAUUGGAGGCUAGCAAGGGAAGUACCCGUGAAGUUGAGGAGCGUAUGGCUGCCAUGAACGAACAGAAGACUGCUCUCGAGGGCAAGCUCGCCGACACCAACAAGAAGCUCGAAACCGAAGAGGCCCGCGCUGCCGAGAUCAGCAAGCAGAAGAAACUUGUUGAGGCCGAGUGCGCCGAGCUCAAGAAAAGCUGCCAAGACGUUGACCUCUCGCUCAGAAAGGUCGAGGCCGAGAAGAACGCCAAGGAGCACCAGAUCCGUGCUCUCCAGGAUGAGAUGAGACAGCAGGAUGAGAACAUCUCCAAGCUCAACAAGGAGAGAAAGAACCAGGAUGAGCAGAACAAGAAGCUCACCGAGGAUCUUCAAGCUGCUGAGGAGCAGAACUUGGCUGCCAACAAACUGAAGGCCAAGCUCAUGCAAUCUCUUGAGGACUCCGAGCAGACCAUGGAGCGUGAGAAGAGAAACCGCGCUGAUAUGGACAAGAACAAGAGAAAGGCGGAGGGAGAGCUCAAGAUCGCUCAGGAGACCUUGGACGAGCUCAACAAGUCGAAGAGCGACGCUGAGAACGCCUUGAGACGCAAGGAGACCGAGUUGCACAACUUGGGAAUGAAGCUCGAGGACGAGCAAGCCGCUGUUGCCAAGCUCCAGAAGGGAAUCCAGCAGGAUGAGGCCAGAGUCAAGGAUCUCUACGACCAACUAGCCGACGAAAAGGACGCUCGCCAACGCGCCGACCGCUCCAGAGCCGAGCAACAAGCCGAGUACGACGAGCUCACCGAGCAACUCGAGGACCAGGGUCGUGCCACCGCCGCUCAAGUUGAGCUCGGAAAGAAGAAGGACGCCGAGCUUUCCAAGCUUCGCCGUGACUUAGAGGAGGCCGGGCUCAAGUUCGGAGAGCAGCUUACUGUUCUUAAGAAGAAGGGAUCCGAUGCUAUUCAGGAGCUUUCCGACCAGGUCGAACAACUGCAGAAACAGAAGUUAAGACUUGAGAAGGAGAAGGGACACAUGCAACGCGAGUUCGAUGAGUCCUCCGCCGCUCUUGACCAGGAGGCCAAGCUCCGUGCUGACAACGAGAGAAUCGCCAAGGGACACGAGGUCAGACUCCUCGAGCUCCGUCUCAAGGCUGACGAACAAUCUCGCCAGCUCCAAGACUUUGUCUCCUCCAAGGGACGUCUCAAUUCGGAGAACUCUGACUUGGCUCGCCAGGUUGAAGAGUUGGAGGCCAAGAUCCAGGCCGCCAACCGCCUCAAGCUCCAGUUCUCCAACGAAUUGGACUACGCCAAGAGACAAGCCGAGGAGGAGUCGCGCGAGCGCCAGAAUCUGUCCAACCUGUCCAAGAACUUGGCCCGCGAGCUUGAACAGCUCAAGGAGUCGAUCGAGGACGAGGUCGCUGGAAAGAACGAGGCUGCCCGUCAGCUCUCCAAGGCUUCCGUCGAGCUCGAUCAAUGGAGAACCAAGUUUGAGACCGAGGGACUCAUUGGAGCCGACGAGUUCGAUGAAGUCAAGAAGCGUCAAAACCAGAAGACUUCCGAGAUCCAAGAUGCUCUUGAUGCCUGCAACGCCAAGAUUGUUGCUCUUGAGAAUGCUCGCAGCCGGUAAGUAUCUAAUGAAGCAUUUUAAUCGUUCAUUAUUCUCAUUUUAGCUUGACCGCUGAAGCCGACGCCAACCGCCUCGAGGCUGAGCACCACGCUCAGGCCGUCUCCUCCCUGGAGAAGAAGCAGAAGGCCUUCGACAAGGUCAUCGAUGAGUGGAAGAAGAAGGUCGACGACCUCUACCUCGAGUUGGACGGAGCUCAACGCGAUGCUCGCCAGCUUUCCGGAGAAGCCCACAAGCUCCGUGGACAGCACGAUACCCUGGCCGAUCAAGUCGAAGGACUCCGUCGUGAGAACAAGGCUCUCAGCGACGAGGCCCGCGACCUCACCGAGCAACUUUCCGAGGGAGGACGUGCCACCCACGCUCUUUCCAAGAACCUUCGCCGUCUUGAGAUGGAGAAGGAGGAGCUCCAGCGUGGAUUGGACGAGGCUGAGGCUGCCCUCGAGUCCGAGGAGAGCAAGGCUCUUCGCUGCCAGAUCGAGGUUUCGCAGAUCCGUGCCGAGAUCGAGAAGAGAAUCGCCGAAAAGGAGGAGGAGUUUGAGAACCACCGCAAGGUCCACCAACAGACCAUCGACAGCAUCCAGGCUACUUUGGACUCUGAGACCAAAGCCAAGUCGGAGCUGUUCCGUGUCAAGAAGAAGUUGGAGGCCGACAUCAACGAGCUGGAGAUCGCCCUCGACCAUGCGAACAAAGCGAACGAAGAUGCGCAGAAGAACAUUAGGUAUGCCGAAAAUUUUAUUUCCUUCACCCUAUUUGUUCCGUUUUCAGACGUUACUUGGACCAGAUCCGCGAACUUCAACAAACCGUGGAUGAGGAACAGAAGCGCCGUGAGGAAUUCCGUGAGCAUUUGUUGGCUGCCGAGAGAAAACUUGCGGUUGCCAAGCAAGAGCAGGAGGAGCUCAUCGUCAAGCUUGAGGCUGUCAGUUCCAACUCCCAAUUCUCUGUUUCAAAAGUGAUUCUUUCAGAUUGAGCGCGCUCGCCGUGUCGUCGAGAGCUCGGUGAAGGAGCACCAGGAGCACAACAACGAGCUCAACUCGCAGAACGUUGCCCUCGCCGCCGCCAAGAGCCAGCUCGACAACGAAAUUGCUCUCCUUAAGAGCGAUAUUGCCGAAGCCCACACCGAGCUUUCCGCUUCCGAAGACCGUGGUCGCCGUGCCGCCAGUGACGCCGCCAAGCUCGCUGAGGACCUCCGCCACGAGCAAGAGCAAUCCCAACAGCUUGAGAGAUUCAAGAAGCAACUCGAGAGCGGUGUCAAGGUUUGUCUGCAGCCACCUUUUUGACGCAUAAAAACCAACCAGCAUAGCGUGAUUGUUUUAGUCCGCGCAGAGUUUGCCACUUAUCUUUUGCGCGUCGUCUCCACAAAAUGAGAGAUAGAGCAAAUAUGAACAAAAAUCAUAUAUCCUACAAAUCUUUUGCAGGAUCUUCAAGAGCGCGCCGACGCCGCUGAGGCUGCAGUCAUGAAGGGAGGAGCCAAGGCGAUCCAGAAGGCCGAGCAGCGUCUGAAGGCUCUCCAGUCCGACUUGGAGACCGAGACCCGCCGCGCCGGAGAGGCCAGCAAGACCCUCGCUCGUGCUGAUCGUAAGGUCCGCGAGUUCGAGUUCCAGGUUUCCGAGGAUAAGAAGAACUACGACAAACUCCAGGAGUUGGUUGAGAAGCUGACCGCCAAGCUCAAGCUCCAGAAGAAACAACUCGAUGAAGCUGUAAGUUAUAUUCCUCGAAAUCAGUCAAUAUCUUGUAAUCUUCAGGAGGAGCAGGCCAACAACCACCUGAGCAAGUACAGAACCGUCCAACUGUCCCUGGAGACCGCCGAGGAAAGAGCUGAUUCCGCCGAGCAGUGCCUUGUCAGAAUCCGAAGCCGAACACGCGCCAGUGCCGAGCAGAAGUAG